ACAUAUAUAUAAAGAAAUAAUGCAAGAGGGGAACCAGAAAAAAUUAUUACACAUCUUUGAAAAAACAAAUGCUUAGAAUGGGAGUGAUGAAAAAACAUUUUCAAUUAGCUCUACUGUUUUGCCUUCUCUGCUUGGAACUUGCUGGCUUUUGCAAUUGUGGUGGUGGUUCCAUUUGCAGAGAAGUAGAAAGGAAGGCACUUGUUGAUUUCAAAAAUGGCCUUAAAGAUCCCAAUGGACGUCUCUCUUCUUGGAUUGGCUUGGACUGUUGCUCUUGGACCGGCGUGCAUUGCCACAACUACACUGGCCAUGUUAUAAGGCUUGAUCUCCGCAGGUAUGGUGGCAAUGGGUCUUUGGAAGGUGAGAUCAGGCCUUCUUUGCUUGUUUUGAAUCACUUAAGAUAUUUGGAUCUUAGUUUCAACUAUUUUGAAAAUACUAGAAUUCCAACUUUCUUGGGUUCACUGGCAAGUCUUCAAUAUCUUAACCUUUCUUUUGCUGGCUUCAUUGGGCAUGUCCCACACCAACUUGGUAAUCUGUCUCGCUUGCAGAACCUUGAUCUUUCAUAUAAUUCUCUUGAUAUGGUUGGAAGCCAUUGGCUCACAAAUCUUUCUUCUCUUCAAUGUUUGAAUUUAAGUGAUUUGAAUCUUUCCGAGGCAAAAAAUGUGCUCAAAUCACUGAACACCCUUCCUUUGAUAUCUGAGAUAAAGUUAUUUAAUUGUGAUCUUCACGUCCCUCUUUCACUUGGUGCAGAAAUUAACUUUACAAAUCUUAGAUUCCUUGAUCUUUCCUCCAAUGGCAUUAACUCUACCAUGCCUCUUUGGUUGUUCAAGUUGAGUGGCCUUGAGUAUCUUUAUCUUCGAGGUAAUAAUAUUCAAGACCUUAUUCCUUCUGAUAUUGGGAAACUUACUUCUCUUAGGGUCCUUGAUCUCGCAUAUAAUGGAGUCUUCGGUGUUGAUUCUACAUUUAAUGGUGUCCUAAUUGCUGGACUGCCGACCACUUUGGGGAAACUCUGUAACUUGAGUAAACUGUAUCUCUCAGGGAAUAAAUAUUUCUCUGGUGAUCUAAAUAGAUUGGGUGAAAUUUUUUCCGGGUGCUUGAAUAACAGUUUAGAGGAGUUGUAUUGGAGUGAUGCAUCACUCAGUGGGAUAUUGCCAAGUUGGUUGGAGAACCUUAAGUCUCUUAAGGCUCUUGACCUUUCUGACAACUUCUUUUAUGGCUCACUUCUUCAGCUCCAAUUACCAUCUUUGCAGACCUUGCUUCUUGAUUCUAAUAAUUUCAAUGGAACUAUUCCAAAAUAUUUGGGACAAUUAUUUCCAGAGCUGGACACGUUGGACCUUUCUGAUAAUAAUAUAGCUGUGAGACCCGAUUGGGUUCCUCCACCUAAACUAAAAUAUUUGCACAUGAACGAUUGCAAAGUGGGCCCGAGAUUUCCAUCAUGGCUUCAGAAUUUGAAAAUUUUGUCUUCACUUGGAAUGUCAAAUGCAAGUAUUGUUGAUACAUUGCCACUAUGGUUUUGGAACUUCUCUUUGGCUAUUGAAGACAUAUAUCUAUCACAUAAUGAAAUCAAAGGCAAGCUACCAGAGGUUUCAUCAAAAUUACCCAAUCUUCAAGUUUUGGAUUUAAGUUAUAAUUAUUUGGAAGGACAGUUGCCACAAUUUUCAUCAAAUCUAGUAGAUUUGGAUCAGGCGCAUGGCUUAUUCUCAAGGUCCACUUUCUCUAAUACAAGCAUUAUAUCGCCAAGUUUGUCUCAGUUGUAUAUUUCUUCAAACAAAAUAACGGGAAGUAUUCCCAAAACAUUAUGCAAGCUAAACAGUUUGGCAAUCCUUGAUCUCUCACAUAAUAUGAUUGAAGGAGUAGUUCCUGAUUGUUGGAAUCUUUCUUUAUAUUCAGAGUUGCUAGUAAUGGACUUGUCUCAUAACAAUUUAUCUGGGACCAUUCCCGCCUCCAUCAGCUCGUUGGAACUUUUGCAUUUGAGUAAUAAUGCAUUUUCUGGUGAGCUCCCAGCUUCUUUUAAAAAUUGCACAUCGUUGUCGGUGUUAGAUCUUGGGUAUAAUAACAUUAGUGGAAGCAUACCAACAUGGCUUGCAGAAAACUUAAAAAACCUAGGUACACUUGAGCUCCGAAAUAAUAUGCUUACUGGAUCUAUUCCUCCACAAUUGGGAAACCUCAGGUAUCUACAUGUUAUUGAUGUUUCAAAUAACCAUCUAUCAGGUGCCAUACCAUAUAGUUUUGGCAACUUCACUGCCAUGAAAACUGGAAUCAGUGACAGAUUAAGCUACGGUGAUUAUGUGAACAACAUUGAGAUAAAUUUGAAAGGAAGAGAAGUUCAGUUGGAAAGUCUGUCUGAAAUACUUAUUUUCAUUGACCUCUCGAAUAACACGUUAUCAGGAGAGAUACCUGAAGAACUAGGGCAACUUUCUUCAUUGCAGAGUUUGAAUUUAUCCAGAAAUCAAUUAUCAGGACAACUUUCAGAAAAAAUCGGCCAGCUCAGAUGGUUGGAAGUUCUUGAUUUAUCAAUGAAUAACCUUUCAGGUGCUCUUCCUCCAACAAUGACCAACUUAACUUCAUUGAAUCAUCUGAAUUUAUCGUAUAACAAUUUCUAUGGUGAAAUUCCAUACGGUGGCCAACUUGAAGCACUUCCAGAUCCAUCCAUUUAUUCUGGCAAUCAAGGUCUAUGUGGUUUUCCAUUAGAUAAAAAGUGUGAGAUUGAAGCACCAGCACAACCACCAACAUUGCCAAACAAUGAAGAUGACAACAACUUGGAGAACAUAUGGUUUUAUUUGAGCAUGUCUCUGGGAUUCAUAUUUGGGUUUUGGGCAAUUUCUGGUGCAUUGAUACUGAAAAAGAGGUGGAGGUAUGCUUAUUUUCGAUUUGUUGAUCACAUUUAUGAUAAGAUCUAUGUUAUUGUUGCUGUAAAUCUAAAAAAAUGA
Dioscorea cayenensis subsp. rotundata (Guinea yam) is the source of this 2927-nucleotide messenger RNA. RefSeq names its product receptor-like protein EIX2. NCBI's taxonomy places the organism in Eukaryota, Viridiplantae, Streptophyta, Magnoliopsida, Dioscoreales, Dioscoreaceae. The record is from RefSeq and is a predicted model, not a curated record. Gene Ontology annotation, molecular function: protein binding. The transcript has a single exon. The coding region runs from base 69 to 2927 and encodes 952 amino acids.